Syngnathus typhle (broad-nosed pipefish) is the source of this 9057-nucleotide messenger RNA. RefSeq names its product AT hook, DNA binding motif, containing 1 (gene ahdc1). NCBI's taxonomy places the organism in Eukaryota, Metazoa, Chordata, Actinopteri, Syngnathiformes, Syngnathidae. The coding region runs from base 302 to 4402 and encodes 1366 amino acids. The transcript is spliced from 4 exons. The record is from RefSeq and is a predicted model, not a curated record.
GCCUCAGCGCCCGUCUUGUCUCCCGCUCUCUGCUACCAUGGGCCACGUGAGGAGCAGAAGGGAUGCAGUUGGGCAGAGCCAAAGUGCGCGAGUUGCUGCUGCUGCCGCUGCCCACUGCAGUAUUGAUGACCCAAUGAUCCCCUGCAGAACUCCGCCAGCCGGGCAGACAGAGUGAGGUGAGCCUCGGAAUCCGAAUCAGCCGGCGAGCCGACGGCACCGACCGCUCAAGUGGGACGCAAAUGGUCUUUGAAUCUUCCAUAGAGGACAACAGAGUCGAGGCCCAACCGAGUAUGUCCACUGGAUGAGCGAUCUCUUGGCAUAUUUACGCACCGGACAAACUGGCCGUCUUGUGUGCGGCGCCGCUGAGAAAAAAGACUGCAUCAUCCAAGGGCCUGAGCUCUGGGCCGCAGGGCUCCUGGCUCAUGAUGACCUGCCGCCAGUGACUGGCCAGCCCUCCUCUGCAGCCCCAGCGCUGGCCAACGGCGUCCACCCGCAGCGCAGGGGCGGGCACCGCACCUACCCACCCAAUCGGGCGGUGACCGGCGCGGAGCCACCGACAAGGAUGCAAACGCAUAUGGACACACAGAUGCUUUCUAAUGCUAGCUCGGACUCUUGCGGCUCUCCGGAGGCCCAACCGUCCAAAAGUCGGAGCACGACAUCACCUCGGCCUUUGAUUUUAGCGCUUGGCAAUCAUCCGACCUCUGCCAAUCAGUCGGCGGGGCGGACCCUCGCUUCAGAAAUGAACACACCCGCAAACGUUUGUCCCGGCACUGGCUCAUCGCCUCUUGUCGUGGAGGCCGAGAGGAAGUAUGCGCUGCGCAGCUCCGGACGGUCCCGUUUCCCGUGUAAUGUGCGCAAAUCCUCCCGCCUCCGCCGAAUCCCGGAGGACCCCGAAAGGAGAGCGGAGAAGGAGAGAGAAGAUGAGGAGGCGCUAGACGCUUCUGAGGAAAAGUUCUGGAGGCUUAAAGAGGAGCAGGUGGAGGAAGCAGUCACAACAAAGGAGCACCUGACCACAGAGGCCGUCACCCCCGCGGGAUCCUCCCCUGUAGCUGCUCCUCUUGCGCUAACCGUCCCCAAAGCGCCCCCAAAACCCGGGCCCAGACUCGGGCACAGACCUGGACCUAAAUCUCGCUCGAGGCCCGCUCCCAAGUCAGUUCAGAAACCGGGUCCUAAAAGUGUCAUGAGACGCCGUCUGGCAGCACAAGCCGCCUUGCGGUGCGGUGCCACGUAUCUGCCGCCGCCCGUUGCGCCGGCACCAAUCGUGAAAAAGGAGCUGGAGAUUUUCUCUCCCACUGGCCGGAGGUGUGGACGUUUUGUUGGAGUGAGGAAGAUCGUGGUCAAGGUGGCUCGUAUUCCCUUCAGCCUUGGACGGCGACAGAAAAGCUACAAGAUCUCCAGUGUGGAGACCAUCACGGCACCAGAGAAGGGUCAUAUUGGCACCGCGGCGGGCCCGGACGUGGUUCGGGAGCCCACGGCGCUCCUCCGCAUAAAGAACAACGGCAAAAGCGUCAUGGUCAUGUUCCCGCCCGGAGAGCUGCCGCUUAUCGUUAAACGCAGGCGAGGUCGACCGCCCAAACAACCGGCCCUCAUGAUACCGGGGGAGAGCCCUGCUCCCUGUGGCGACGGAGAGCAGGUCAAGAAGCCCCGGAGGAGGCGGCGGACUAAACUCCCCUGCCCCUAUCCGUCCUAUGUCGGGGACACGGAUGACGUGAAGACCGAGUAUGGGGAUGUCCUUUCCAAACUGGCCUUUUUGAAUCGCCAGCCGCCCGCCACCGGCCGAUGCUCCCCCCCUCACUGCUGGGCACCCGGCGAGCCGGAAAAUUUCCAUACCUCCUCGGAAAACCCGGCAAUCUCCACCCUGCUGCACCGGCUCACCGGGUCCAGGCGGCCACGGGGCAGCAGAGGAGGGGGCGCUGGGAGGGGUGCGGCUGGCGGCAGCGAGCACAACAAGAGCACCUUCUCUGAAUUCUUUGAGUCCAUCGGCAAGAAACGCAAACCGGGCCCCCUCUCAGAGGACGGAUUACCCAGAAAACGGGGGAAGGGUGUCGGCAGAGGAGGGGGUGUGGUCGGAACCGAGCCCGGGGCUGAGAAAACGGUCAGAAAGAGACGCGUGAGGAAAAAUGGCACAUUGAAAGGGGAAGGAGACUUCGUGGGACAGGAAUGGCCCAACGGUUCCGGGGGCUGGGGUGACGAGGGUGCCGACAAACGCUACUGCGGAUCCACAAGGGGGGGCUUUUCCUCCUGCGAGGUCGGCAGGAGAGGCGCCUACGGCCGCGGAAGCAGAGGCGCCCGGCCAACCGGGGACGAUUCGCAAAGUUUGUUUGCGGGAUAUUUUCGAUCUUUGCUGGACUCUGAUGACUCGUCCGAACUUCUGGACAUCUCGCAAUCAAACGCACGCAAAGCUUCAUCUGCUCACGGUUACGAAGCAUCCGGCCCGCCAACCCCUCAGCGGUGGUCCGUAUCAAAGUGGGGGGCCAACGGGGCAAGUUCUGCGGCAGAGGGUUCCAUGCAGGCGCACUGUGCCUCUGCCGGGCCUCCUUACAACUACACUAGCCAGACUCAAACGUCCCCCACUCCUUCCAACUAUCCAAAAUCCAAUCCGCCGUCCCUCUCGCAGUCCCCCGGUUCCCCCCACCCUUCGGGCUACGGCCACUACUCUCCCGCCUAUGCCGCCUCCUCUUGCGCAGGGCCCCAGAGACCCUCAGACUGCAGUUUCUCUUGCAAGACCGGAGUUCACGAGCGUGGCCAGCCGGGCUACUACCAGGCGGGGGCCAGGAAGGGCUUCGGUGGAAGUCCCGCCACAGGACCCACGUCGCCAGGUGCCGGCUACAUGGCGGUGGCCAAAGGCAGCCCCUUUAGCUCCUCGUCUUCACCAGAGUGUUACAAACAGUACAACAGCAACCAGUGGAGCUUCAGACAAGGUUAUGGCGGAUGGUCGGCAGACAAUUUUGGGCCUCACGCUUACGGCGACUACGGCUCCAAUGAAUCAAAGGACAUCUUGGACAUCUCCAACUACACCCCGCAGAAGGCCAAGAGACCCCCUUUCCCCGAGAGUCUAUCUGAGUCCUCCUCCGAUUCCUCGCAUCCCGGCUCAGGAGGGGCCGGAUGCGGACCUCCUCCCUCCAUGGGGCCAGUCUUCAGGCAGAGUGAAACGGCCAGCGGGGAAGGGGCUCAGUCCAGCCUGUCCAGCCUGGAAAAACUGAUGAUCGACUGGCACGAGAGCGCUUCGACGCCGUCCUACAACUGGAGCCAGAGCGUCCUCUUCCAGGGCGCCGGGACCAGCAAACCCGGCCGGGGGCGCAGGAAACGCUCUGAACAGUCGGAAAAAGAAGGCGGUUCCGUUUUACACUCGGAUUCCCCAUCCAGUCCUUCGCCGACACUUAGUCCCAAGCGGGGCGGGGGACGUGGCCGAGGGUCUCGAGGAGCCAGAGGGGGGAUGUCGGCGUGCUCAAGAGAGCGCCUUUCGGGAUCCAAAGGCAGAGGGAAAGCUGCUGCAGCUUCUUCAGCUCUGGAGUCUUCUGGUUUAUUCCAGGAGGGUUUGGACUAUUACAGCGGGGACAGUAGCAGCCUCUCUCCCUUGGCUACUCCCAAUUCGGCUCCCGCUUCCAGUUACCUCCAGGAUCCCUGCGAGUACCCCUCCCCUUAUUCCGCCCACCCCUCAACACCAUCCUCUGAGGAGCCAUAUCCAGCCUUGUACCCCGGCGAGUCCUCGUCCUCCCUUUCACCCGGUGUUUCCUCCCCCCCUCCCCCUUACCCUUCCAAACCGCAAUCCUACCACCUCGCCCCCUGCAGAAACUUCUCGCCAUCCUGCUCCCCUUUACCGCGGGUCCCACCCCACUGCAGCUCGGCAAUGAGCCCCUCAUACCGGCCCCCUCCCAAAGAAGUGCCGUUCUCUCAGUACGACUCCCCCAGUUACUGCGGCUCCCCCUACUGGUACGGACAAACGUCACACAGCGGCACCCCCAGCCCCAGUACGCACCCGCACACCAGCCCGCACGCCAACACUCACGGGACCCUGCUGGCGAGCCCCAACGCGCACAUGAACCCGCCGCCGCCUCACGACCCGCAGCAUCACCUGAGCUCCCACGCCAAAGCCUACGCCGCCCAGGCGCACGCCAACAAUCAUCCCCAUCACCCAGCGCAGGCUGCCGCCCACUCGGCGCCCUCGCUCUACGACGAGUGUGGCGCCGCGGUCGCCCACAAGCAGGAGCUGAUGGCGCGUCAGGGCCUCCUCACGCCGUUCGCUAAGAGCACCCUAGAGGACGACCCCGGCGCUUACUCACUGUCCCAGCUUUCCUGCCAAGCCAUGGGGCACCGCUACCCGUCGCAGCAGGGAGGCGGCGUGCUGUGCCAGCUUCUGGACCAGGGCCACGAUGAUGGCUUUAGCGUGACCAGCCUGUAACGGGAGGUGAGUCAUUCACGUACGUUUUUGAGUGCUGCCCACGUGUCUCCAAACAAACCGUUUCGGAUGCUGAUUGACAUAAUCCCACCCUCACAUUGGUUGUCUACACUCGUGACUUGGUCGCUAGCUCAGGGAAGAGCCUCCGUUUUCAUUUUCCGUUCCGGCUCUUAUUCCCCAACGUCUCAUGUCACUUUCUCUUCCUCCCUCUUUGUCUUUCUUCCUCUUCUCUUUGCAGGUGCGUUCAAUCUGCUCCUUUUGAAGCAUUCGUUUUCUUUCCCUCGCUUUUGUACGCUUGACUUCUUUGUGGAAGGCUGAAAGGGUGAACAUUUUUACCUGCCAGCUUUUUUGGGGACAGCAGAGCUUUAAUUCUCCGGCAUUGACAAUCAAGAUCAACCUACGAACACACACAGGGACAGACGCAUGUGCACAAAAGAAUCAUGCAAGUUGGACUCCAAACAGUUCCACUUUUUUUUCUCCCCCCCCCCCCCCUCCAAACCGUCGUUUUCUUUCUCUCUGCCGCCCCCUUGUCCUUCCUCUGCCGUCCCCGCCUCUUGCCGCUGUGCACGCUUUGAACACGCCCGACGUCCCCUCCUCGCGUGGACCACUCCCCCGCUUUUCUUCAAACACCAGCAUCUGUACAUACUCUCUUACAUGCUCUGUCUUUUGCUGUUUUCACUACACUCAAAGGACCCUAAAGACUGUGUGUGUGUGUGUGCGCGCGCGUGUGUGUGUGCGUGUGCACGUUUGCGUGACUGCAGUCAUGCAUGCGUGCGUGUGCCUAUGGGGUCCUACCGAGUGGGCUUCUUUCACUCUCUUCUGUUCCGUGGUCUCGUUGUUGUUGUUUAGUGGGUUUUUUGUGGCGCGACUCCCCCCCCCCCCCCCCCCCUACAAAAAAAACUGUUGUAUAUCUGUUCGUUACAAAUGUAUGUAUGUAUGUAUGUACCCGAGGUGCAAAAAUAUUUAAAUACACAUUCUGUUCUUGCCAUUGGUAACAGCGUGUGCCUAGUAUCUAAUUCCCUCCCCAAAAGGAUUAUGACGAGUUAGCAUGUUGGGUUUCAGUCCGGCUGUCUGGGAGCGAGUUCAGAUGAGGACAUUAUUUGGGAAGGGGAGGAGGAGGGAGGCGUGAUAGAAAGGGAUGACUGCGAGAACGUCGGGAGUUGUUUGGCAUUUGUUGCUCCGCUGGCUCGACAGACGGGAGUUGAUUGGCCGCUUGUUGUGUAUAAACUUUGUCAACAGGCUGACACAAACCAUUGCCUUUACUGUGACAUUCCCGCCGCAUCGCAAUAGGAGAGGUCUGCUAAAGACAAAUUGUCUUUUGAGCACCCUGCAAAGUGUUUAUGGCCAUUUUCUGCUGUUGCUAGGUGAUCGCAAUCACGCCGCGCACACCGAUCUUUAUUAUUUUCCAUCCAAUCGGCUUCCAUGAUGAUAUUCAACAAAUUUGAAUUCAGCAUCAGGCCUUACUUCCACUUUUUAAUAUUCAUGCGUCUGUCUGUGGCUCCUGAGUUGCUUAGGAGCAAGCUAACAUAAAAAUACUUUCUAAUUAGCAGAACAUUGAAUUUAGAGCAUAUUUCUUUAUAAAACACGUGUCAAAAAAGUCAUCCCUUUAAUGAAGGCUCAACACCAAAACCUUGCAAAGGACUUGUUUUUAAUUGGUAACAAUGAGGUCAAAAGGUCGCAGGAUGGCGACAUCCCAGCCCGAGGCUCUGCUCCAUCGAGCCGGAGAAGAGCGAUGAGCCCGACGACGAUUCCCCUCAUGGAGGAUGAGAGUGGCCACCGGUAUGUCAUAUUUCAUCUUCAAUAUAUUCCAGGAGACAUUAAAAGGAUGAGUUUGCAGUUUCAAACAUCCAUCCAUCCAUUUUCUGUACCGCUUAGUCCCCACGGGGGCUGCGGGCGUGCUGGAGCCUAUCCCAGCCGUCAUCGGCCAGUAGGCGGGGGACACCCUGAAUCGGUUGCCAGCCAAUCGCAGGGCACCUAGAGACAAACAACCAUACGCACUCGCACUCACACCUAGGGACAAUUUGGAGUGCUCAAUCGGCCUACCAAGCAUGUUUCAAACAUUUUUGAAAAAUCAUUUAAAUACAACCCCCCUCCCCAUUUAGCUGCAAAUUCCUCCAUUUGAAUUUCUGCAUGCAGCCUAGACCAGGUGAGAUCAGAUUUUGCAUCUGUUCCCCUUGUGUCUCUUUUACCAUUUGGCCUUCGCAACCUCCAUCAACGCAGCGCCUCAAAGAACUCACACACACACACACACACCUUUUUUUUCCACUCUUUUCUGCACAAGGCUAAACUCUGACUCAUUGCAGUGAUUCAUAACCCCCCACCCCGCUACUUAUCUCUGUUGCCAUGGUGACCACAGAGCUCAGUCUUGGUUGGGGCGGGGGGGGCUUUAUAUUCAACGGUACAUGAUUUGUACAUGGCCUCUGUAGUUUUGGUGUCUCGCCGCAGUCGCCAAACUUUAUUGUGCUUUGGCAUACAUUCAAGGACUGGCAUACCAAUACAAACAAACCAAUUGAUGAGAUAGAAUUUUACUUUAAUGAGCUGGUCCUACUUUGGACUAAUUAUAUUAACUUUGAUAGUUGCUGGUCUUUAGGCCCAAGUGCACAAAUGAAGACUCCUUUAAAUCUAUUCAUAUUUUUUUCUGGUUAUAUAGAUCAAAAUACAUUGCACUAGGGUAUAUAGUAGGGGUGUAAAUUGCGGGUUUUGUCACGAUACGAUAUCAUAUCGAUACAAAGAACUACUAUAUGAUAUUUGCCGAUAUCUUAAAGCCUGCUGUGAUUCAUUCACGAUAUAUCACAAUAUAGUGCUCUACGAUCGAUAUUUUUUAAAUUUUUUUUAAUAAAAAAUAUUGAACAAUAUCCUGAUUUAUAACAAUUCAUACGCAAAAUCAACAAGGUACUGCAAACUCUUUAUUUAGGAAAUUACAAGAGUAUUGUAGUAUACAAAGUGCUUAUUUUAACACUGAACUUUGAUGUCGUGUUUUUUCUUUAAAUGUGCGGCGAGAUUUGUGCUCCCUGAAUAUUUGAUCACCGCAUGGCAGGAUUUACAAACUGCACGUGUCUUGUCCGUUGAGCCAUCUUUUCUUUGGAAUCCAUAGUGCUUCCAAACGAAUGACUUGAAGCCUAAAGGGGAGCAAAUGUCCUCGUCUCUUUGGACAUUAGCCAUAGCACCAGCCCAGGAGCCGCGUACUAGUUGUCGCCUCCCCUUUCACGUGCGUGCUCUGCUCACAACACAGCAACGCCGGGCGCACUGCUCCCGGAGAGAGGAAGCAAGCAACAAUGAACUGGAUUUCAAAAUAAAGUCGCGUCUAAUGUCCGAGGUCAAACACGGCGAUAUAAAUCGAUGUUUACGUUUAGCAUCGAUGCCAAUAAAUCGUAGAGCAUUAUAUCGAUUAAUCGAUGUGUAUCGAUGAAUCGUUACACCCCUAGUAUAUAGUCAUGUGUUUAUGUACUCAGCCAGCCCUUUGGAGCUGCAGCCUCGAGCCAAAGAGCCAAAGUCAUUCUCUGCAGAACUCCACCGUAUCGUCCUCCACCACAGGUAUAGUGCAUACAAUGGAACCUCUUCCAUGUUACUUCCACGCAUUGUUUUUCCUACAUUAAGCUUCUUCCCGUCAAAUAUAGUCUUCGGUCUAUGUGUAUGACGAUAAAUCACACGUGACAGUGUGUUUCAUUCAUGUUAAGUAUAGUGUGUGUGCGUUGCCUUUUUUCGCGUUCAAUUCUCCAGGGUUCUCAACAUGGGUCAAGACAAGGCGACCCCUCCACACGCCCACACGCCAAUUUUGCUGUCGUGUGCAAAGGAGUGGCUGUUUCCCUUUGCACACACGCUGUGCGUUGCCUCUUCCUUCAGGUGUGCGCGAGAACGGGACUGUGCGUGCCCACCCCACCAAGCCAACGCAGUCCUCAGCUUCCACCCAGCCUGGACCACUCAGGCCCGCGUCGUCUUUAGGCUGCGCUGUCCAGCGUUUUGAUUCCAGCGGCGCCGCUGCAUAUGUUGGUCGCCGCGGCAACGCUUUGGCCGGUCGCCAUGGUAACACAGGCCUUGCCCCCCCCCCCCCCCCAGUACAGGACGUACGGAGAAAACGCACAGCAGGCGCCGAGCCGGUGUGUCGCAGAGCCGGUGUGUCGCAAACCCUGGCGGGCAUAGUGGCAGAGUUGGGGCACGGUACGCAUGCACACAAAGCUCUUAAAAAAUAAAAGGGGUGAGAAGCAAAUAUACCUUAGAGCCCCUCACAAACACAAAGAUGUCAUACUCAUACUUAGGUUCCUAUAGCAACAGAGCUCUGCGCCAUCCAUGGCUGCCAUGGCAACAGUUCCUUCAGGCUCAAUUACAGCCUGUAACCACAAGGGGGCCCCGUAUAGCCACUCUACAAUCAACCUAUGCGACUCUUGAGUACUCAUUAUACUACCGAGUACUAAUACCACGAGUACCUAUGAAACAUAACAUUUCAAUUGACAUAAUUACAGAACAACAUACAUUAUACAUUUUUAAUAGAUAACGAAUACAUAAACUAAAUAUACAAAAUAAAAUAAUCUAAAUUUGAAGGUACAUUGUUUCCAAAGUAGAUUUUAAAACUAUAAGGUAGACAAAAUAAGACAACCCCAGUCUUAUCAAUGCUUGCAUGAAUAAAAAAAUAAGUAUUAUUAUGUUCUCGCAGUGUGCAA